ACCAUGGGAAUCUGAAGGAUACAAAAGUUACGGAAAACCGCACUCGCACCCGCGCCACACUCGUAGAGUAUAUUGUACAUAUGUAUAUGUAAUCGUCGAGAUAUCAUUGGUGUGGUGUACAUUUUGUCCUCUCUUCCGUCCCGAUCGACAUUGAAAACUAUGACAUCGGCGAUAUUAAGAAAUGCAACACCGAGGUAAACAAGUGUUCUUUUUUCAUUUGUUAGUAUAAAAAAUGCAAGCGAAGCGCUUAUCUGCCAAGUUGAAUUUUUCGACUAUUCAGGAGUUGUUGUACAACGAACGAUCUAUUAGACCCGUCCCCCCUUUGAGAAGCUGCCACCGACGAUGCAGACGCAUGCUUGCGCAGUGCCGUUUUAUCGGUCUCCAGCGAUCUCCAUUGCCACCGCUGCCGCAAUCAGAGGCACAUCAGAAUUGAAACGAGGUCUGGAAGGCGUUGGCCCCUGGUUGCCAUGAGUUUUUCCAGCGACGAGGUGAACUUCCUGGUUUACCGAUACCUGCAGGAGUCGGGCUUCCUGCACUCCGCCUACGUGUUCGGCAUUGAGUCGAACGUAGCGCGGACCAACAUCAAUGGAAGCCUGGUGCCGCCGGCUGCCCUGCUAACCAUCCUCCAGAAGGGCCUCCUCUACACAGAGGUGGAGUGGAGUGUGGGCACGGACGGAGAGGUGGGGCGUCUCAUUGAAGGCCUUUCCCUGAUUGAUGCUGUGAUGCCGGAUUCUAAAGGGCCCAAGGCGACGGGGAGCACCAGCACCGCAGAGUCCACCCCGGAGGGCGGUUCCAGGGGAAGUGCCGCAUCCCCUAGCGGCUCCAGAGGCAGCAAAAAUCCACAAGCCAGUGAGUCGAGCAAUGCGAAUGCAACUAGCAUAGACGACUCCAUCCCGUCCACAUCCAAAAAAGCCGUCGCGGUCUCGACUUUCUAUCCAAAAAAGCCGGGAAAACCCAGCAUAGUCGCGGCGUACACAGCCCCAGACCACAGCCCAGCUUCGAGUGAGACCGACUUUUCUGCGGGCGGCAGUCCUGUGCCCGUCGAGCCAAUGGAGAUAGUCGGGAGCGUUGAGAUUCCGGAGUCCGAAGUGUGCGCUCUGCGCGGCCACGAGGGCGAGGUGUUCAUCUGCGCCUGGAAUCCCAACCGGGACCUGCUGGCCAGUGGCUCGGGCGAUAGCACUGCCCGCAUCUGGAACAUGACCGGAUCGAAAGCCCACUCCAGUCAGCUGGUGCUGAGGCACUCUAUAGAGACAGACGGGCCGCAGUUUACGGGUAACAAGGAUGUCACAUCCCUGGACUGGAAUUGCGACGGUUCGAUGUUGGCUACAGGCAGCUAUGAUGGCUAUGCGCGCAUCUGGAAGACAGAUGGAAGUCUCACUUUGACGCUGGGUCAGCACAAGGGGCCGAUCUUCGCACUCAAGUGGAACAAAUACGGGAAUUACAUUGUCUCCGCCGGAGUGGACAAGACGACGAUCAUCUGGGAUGCGAGCACGGGCAAGUGCACGCAACAAUUCGCCUUUCACAGUGCCCCGGCCCUGGACGUCGACUGGCAGACGAAUCAGGCCUUUGCCUCUUGCAGUACAGAUCAGAGGAUAUUCGUGUGUCGGCUGGGCGAGACAGAGCCGCUCAAAACUUUCUGUGGGCACACCAACGAGGUGAACGCCAUCAAGUGGUGCCCGCAGGGCCUGCUGCUGGCCUCCUGCUCGGAUGACUUGACUCUGAAGAUCUGGACCAUGAAUCGGGAUCGGUGCUGCCAGGACCUGUUGGCCCAUUCCAAGGAGAUAUACACUAUCAAGUGGUCACCCACAGGGCCGAGCACGAACAAUCCCAACAUGAACCUUGUACUCGCCUCGGCCUCCUUCGACUCCACGGUUCGCCUGUGGGACGUGGAGCGCGGAAGCUGUAUAUACACGCUGAGCAAGCACACGGAGCCCGUCUACUCCGUGGCCUUCAGUCCCGACGGCAAGCACCUUGCCUCGGGCAGCUUCGACAAGUGCGUGCACAUCUGGAGCACCCAGACUGGAGAGCUGGUGCAUAGCUACAAGGGCACCGGCGGGAUCUUCGAGGUCUGCUGGAACUCCGAUGGCAGCAAGGUGGGCGCCAGUGCCUCGGACGGCGACAUCUUUGUCCUGGAUCUGCGCAAGUUAUGAUCCCUGGUCACGCCCAGCAGUUUCCUCAAGUUUUUUCUACUAAGACCCGUUUCCAUGCAACAUUUAAGGUAAUACCUUAAGAUGCAGACAUUCUAAGAAACCCGAAACAAAAAAACCAAUUUGAAUUCUGAUACUCUAUGUUUUCUAUAUA
Drosophila pseudoobscura is the source of this 2301-nucleotide messenger RNA. RefSeq names its product F-box-like/WD repeat-containing protein TBL1XR1. Gene Ontology annotation, cellular component: histone deacetylase complex. Gene Ontology annotation, molecular function: transcription corepressor activity; protein binding. The record is from RefSeq and is a predicted model, not a curated record. NCBI's taxonomy places the organism in Eukaryota, Metazoa, Arthropoda, Insecta, Diptera, Drosophilidae. Gene Ontology annotation, biological process: regulation of transcription by RNA polymerase II. The coding region runs from base 468 to 2150 and encodes 560 amino acids. The transcript has a single exon.